GAGGAAUUAUUCGGCGCGGAAGUAUUUCCUGAGAUACCUACGUGUCACGUGGAUGGACGCCCUUCCGAGCGUAUCAGUCAACUACAACACUGAAACAUCAGUCUGCACGAUUAAUAGACAAAGGAACCGUCCGUCUUCUAUUGCUGCCCGUAACUGUUGUUGGUGAUUUACAGAUCUGCGACGGCUGCGCCUCGUGGUCUGUACACGAGAAGGCAGAUCUUCACGACAUUAUCCUUUCUCCUUAUUGUAUAAUAUUUCUUUUUACUUGCACAGAUGCCUUCUAUUAGGACUGAUUCGGACAGCCCUGCUGCCAGAUGGAAGCAUCUGUAUAGUGUUCUGAGCAAGAGAGGUCCGUUCACUGAUGAAGAAUGGGUCCCUGGUGAAGAGACAAUCCAGGCUCUGGAAACCUCGAAGAUCUUGGUUAUAGGAGCCGGAGGUCUGGGAUGUGAGAUUUUAAAGAACCUCGCCCUGUCGGGCUUCAAGGAUAUUCAUGUCAUCGACAUGGAUACCAUCGAUAUCUCCAACUUGAACCGUCAAUUCUUGUUCCGCCAGUCUGACGUAGGCAAGCCAAAGGCCGAAGUCGCCGCAGCCUUCGUCGAGAAGCGCGUCAAAGGUGUUAAAAUUACGCCUUACGUGGGAAAGAUCCAAGACAAGGAUGAGGAUUAUUACAUGCAGUUCAAAGUGAUUGUGUGUGGGCUUGACAGUAUUGAAGCUCGCCGAUGGAUCAACUCGACAUUGGUUGGAAUGGUCGAUCCAGAAGACCCAGAGAGCCUGAAGCCAUUGAUUGAUGGCGGAACGGAAGGUUUCAAGGGUCAGGCGCGUGUCAUUUUGCCUACUCUGACAUCCUGUAUCGAAUGCCAACUUGACAUGCACGCUCCUCGCGCUGCAGUGCCCCUCUGCACCAUUGCAACUAUCCCUCGUCAACCUCAGCACUGUAUCGAAUGGGCUCACCAGAUCGCUUGGCAGGAAAAACGCAAGGACGAGCCAUUCGAUAGUGACAACCUUGACCACAUCGCAUGGAUCUAUAACUCGGCCCUCCAGCGGGCGCAGCAGUUCAACAUCCCAGGAGUCACGUUUCAAAUGACCCAGGGUGUCGUCAAAAACAUCAUCCCUGCUAUCGCCUCCACCAAUGCCGUGAUUGCAGCCUCCACGACGUCGGAGGCCCUUAAGAUUGUGACAGGCUGCAACCCUUAUCUGGAUAACUACAUGAUGUACGCAGGUGAGGAGGGAGUGUACACUUACACCUUUGCCGCGGAACAGAAGCCAGACUGCCCGGUGUGUGGCAACCUUGCGAAGACCGUUAUGGUGGAUCCGGAGGACACCCUCGAAGCUUUCAUCGAGAGUCUAGGAGAGCGGGCAGAGGCACAGCUGAAGAAACCAAGUAUGCGGACUGAGGAGAAGACGCUAUACCAGCGCUUCCCACCGCAGCUGGAGGAGCAGACGAGACCCAAUCUCAAAAAGAAGCUCCGGGACUUGGUGGCAGAUGGCCAGGAGAUCGCUGUCAGCGACCCUGCUUUCACCAUCGACUUCCGCUUCAAGCUGGUUUACAAAUAGAGUUUAACUAUGAUAGCUCAAAUGGAACUGAGAUGCACAAUGACAAGACAAGAUUAAAACCUGCUUGGGAAAGCC
Paecilomyces variotii is the source of this 1629-nucleotide messenger RNA. Its product is annotated as putative NEDD8 activating enzyme. The record is from RefSeq and is a predicted model, not a curated record. The transcript is spliced from 7 exons. Gene Ontology annotation, molecular function: NEDD8 activating enzyme activity. Bases 274 to 1554 code for a protein of 426 amino acids. Gene Ontology annotation, cellular component: nucleus; cytoplasm. Gene Ontology annotation, biological process: protein neddylation. Lineage: Eukaryota; Fungi; Ascomycota; Eurotiomycetes; Eurotiales; Thermoascaceae.